AUGGGAGAACGAGGUCCAGAUCAGUGGUUUGAACAGAUUAAAAGCUGUGUCGCCUUAUCCGAAUCGGAUAUGAAGCAACUAUGCGAAUUAGUCAAAGAAUUACUAAUGGAGGAGUCCAACAUCCAACCGGUUCAAUCACCAGUCACGGUAUGUGGUGACAUUCAUGGACAAUUUCAUGAUUUACUUGAAUUAUUCAGAAUAUCAGGUGGAUUGCCUAGUGAUGAUAAUCAAACCAACUACAUCUUCCUUGGAGAUUACGUCGAUCGUGGGUAUUUCUCAUUGGAAACAUUUACAUUAUUGAUGGUUUUAAAAGUCAAGUAUCCUCAUCGUAUCACCAUGGUUAGAGGAAAUCACGAAACUAGACAAAUUACCCAAGUUUAUGGGUUCUACGAAGAAUGUUUAACGAAAUAUGGAUCAACUACAGUAUGGAAAUAUUGUUGUCAAGUGUUUGAUUUCCUCACCUUGGCAGCAAUAAUUGACGGCAAAAUACUUUGUGUUCACGGUGGCUUAUCACCUGAAAUCAGAAUGUUGGACCAAAUCAGAGUUCUAUCCCGUGCCCAAGAAGUGCCUCAUGAAGGUGGGUUCUGUGACUUGGUAUGGUCAGACCCCGAUAAUGUCGAUACAUGGGCAGUGUCCCCUCGUGGUGCCGGCUGGUUAUUUGGAUCCAAAGUGUCACGCGAAUUCAAUCAUAUAAAUAAUUUACAAUUGAUUGCUAGAGCUCACCAGUUGGUGAUGGAGGGGUUUAGAUAUCAUUUUAAGGAGAAAGACGUGGUUACUGUUUGGUCAGCACCUAAUUAUUGUUAUAGAUGUGGUAAUGUUGCUAGUGUUAUGCAAAUUGAUGAAGAUCUAGAACCAAAUUUCAAGAUAUUUAGUGCUGUUCAAGAUGGUGAUUUGACGAUGAAGAAUAAUAACACUAAACAGCAAAGAAGUGAUUAUUUCUUAUAA
Messenger RNA from Lodderomyces margitis, 945 nucleotides. It is a transcript of the gene SIT4, whose product is annotated as type 2A-related serine/threonine-protein phosphatase. The record is from RefSeq and is a predicted model, not a curated record. Gene Ontology annotation, cellular component: cytoplasm. Bases 1 to 945 code for a protein of 314 amino acids. Gene Ontology annotation, biological process: G1/S transition of mitotic cell cycle; peptidyl-serine dephosphorylation. NCBI's taxonomy places the organism in Eukaryota, Fungi, Ascomycota, Pichiomycetes, Serinales, Debaryomycetaceae. Gene Ontology annotation, molecular function: protein serine/threonine phosphatase activity. The transcript has a single exon.